UGGCGGAGUUACGGAGAGACCGGGACAUUUUUUCUCUUUCAAAAUAAAAUUGUUGAGUCGCUCUCGCUCAGGUGGUGAACUUCGGAAAAUCCAACCCCUUUAAAAAGGACCUUUCUGGCUUGACCGUGGUGGUGUUUCUGCGGGUGCUGGACGCGGUGGAUAGCAGCCGGAUAGAAAUUGAUAAAGAUGGCCUCGGCAACAGCGAGCUACGGGCAGAAGGAGUCUUCGGACCAAAACUUUGACUAUAUGUUCAAGAUCCUCAUCAUCGGAAACAGCAGCGUGGGCAAAACCUCCUUCCUGUUCCGCUACGCUGACGAUUCCUUCACACCGGCCUUUGUCAGUACGGUGGGGAUCGACUUCAAGGUGAAGACAAUCUACAGGAAUGACAAGAGGAUCAAAUUACAGAUCUGGGACACGGCGGGUCAGGAGCGUUACCGCACCAUCACCACGGCCUACUACCGAGGAGCCAUGGGCUUCAUCCUCAUGUAUGACAUCACCAACGAGGAGUCCUUCAACGCCGUGCAGGACUGGUCGACUCAGAUAAAGACGUACUCGUGGGACAACGCCCAGGUGCUGCUGGUAGGAAACAAGUGUGACAUGGAGGACGAGCGAGUGGUGAGUGGAGAGAGAGGCCGGCAGCUGUCCGAACACCUCGGUUUUGAGUUCUUUGAGGCCAGCGCCAAGGACAACAUCAAUGUGAAGCAGACCUUUGAGCGCCUGGUUGACAUCAUCUGUGAAAAGAUGUCCGAGAGCCUGGACGCCGGGGAUCCCGCAGUCACAGGGGCCAAACAGGGGCCCCAGCUGACAGAGCAGCCUGCUCCACCUCACCAGGACUGUGCAUGUUAAAGCUGACUAGCCCCCCAAAACCCUUUUCCUCCAUCUUCCUCCUUCUCCUCUUUCAGCUGGACCCCAGGGCUUCGGGUCCGUACUCCAUCACCCUUUUCACUUACUUUCCCGCUUUUUUUCUGUAACCUUGUAAGGAUGAUUGGGCACAAGGACCGGGUUGAAAAGUGUCUGAAAUGCUCUGAGAUUCUUGUGCACCGGUGCUUUAGGUACAUUUGCUUCUGGUUCCUUUGCAUACAGGAGCUAAAAUGUGUUAGUUUUUUUGCUCAGUGCCGGUGUUGGUCCGAUGCCAAAGCAAGUUCGGUUCAACCGAAGUGUUUCAGACUCUUUGCAGCCCGUGUUCUUUAAGUUUCCCAACCCAUUUUGUGUUGCCCCCCCCCGUUCCUCGGUGUAUUCUUACAAGAAGGAUUUGACGGCGUCCGUCCUCACAGUGCCAUUUAAAUCCUUCUGAUGUUUACAGUGCUUAGUUUCAUGUCAGUCAAAUGUUUUGAAAAAAUGUCAGCCUUGGAUUUGGUGACCAAGAAGGUGGCAGUGGAGUUACAGUAUGUGGGAGUAAUGAUUCAGCUGAAAGGUGCUCCAUACCGAUGUGUUAUGUUUCUGAUGUGAGUCUGGACACAUACAGAGUCAAACAUACAUGCAUCUGUGUUUCUUUUUGUUGUCUCACCUGGUAUCUAAACAUGGAUACUUUAGGUAUUUGAAAGAGUCGUGUUGUUGUUAUUAUUAUUAUUAUUAUUAUUAUUAUUCAUCUUAGCCUUUCCGUUUGGCCUUUUUAUUUUUUUACAUUUCUUCAGCAAACUUUUUUUAUGUAUUCUGGUGCCCUGUUUAUUCUUUUUCAUACAUUAAACACUGGUUGGGGAACAAUAUGAACAAUAUAUAAGAUAUAGCUAAGUAAAAAAUAUU
This is a messenger RNA of Xiphias gladius (swordfish), 1743 nucleotides long. It is a transcript of the gene rab3ab, whose product is annotated as RAB3A, member RAS oncogene family, b. NCBI's taxonomy places the organism in Eukaryota, Metazoa, Chordata, Actinopteri, Istiophoriformes, Xiphiidae. Gene Ontology annotation, biological process: protein secretion; maintenance of presynaptic active zone structure; protein localization to plasma membrane. Gene Ontology annotation, molecular function: GTP binding; GTPase activity. The transcript is spliced from 6 exons. Bases 187 to 846 code for a protein of 219 amino acids. Gene Ontology annotation, cellular component: synaptic vesicle; synaptic vesicle membrane; endosome. The record is from RefSeq and is a predicted model, not a curated record.